This is a messenger RNA of Salvia hispanica, 531 nucleotides long. RefSeq names its product hydrophobic protein RCI2A. The record is from RefSeq and is a predicted model, not a curated record. Lineage: Eukaryota; Viridiplantae; Streptophyta; Magnoliopsida; Lamiales; Lamiaceae. Gene Ontology annotation, cellular component: membrane.
UUCUCUAUAAAUUCCAUCGUAACCAACUUUCCUACCCCCACUCUCACUCAUCGCCUUCUACACAUUUCUGCUAUUCUCUUUCUUCUCCCAUCACUACAUUUACACAUAUUUUUGUUGGUUUUAAAAAAUGGGAACAGCUACUUUCAUCGAUAUUAUCGUAGCCAUUCUUCUUCCCCCACUCGGUGUCUUCCUCAAGUUUGGCUGUGGGGUUGAGUUCUGGAUUUGCUUGUUGUUGACGUUGUUUGGUUACAUUCCUGGAAUCAUUUAUGCUGUAUAUGUUCUCACCAAGUAGAAAUUUGGAUUCCCCUCCAUCUCCAUCACUAUGGUGUAGGAUCGUGUUUAAGUUAGUGCUGAUGCUUCAAAUCAUGUUUAAAUCACUGUUUCCUUUAUUGGCUGUCCCAAUUUGUCAUGUUAUAUUGAUGUCUAAAUAAGUAUCAUCACAUUUUUUAUUUUUGUAAUUUCAUGUGCGAUUUAUCAUUCUCGCGACUUCUCUUAUCAUCUAAGUUAUGAAGUUAUACAUUCAUAUUUAAA